AUGGGUAGGUUGCAUUCACGUGGACGAUCCUUUUCAAAUGAACUUAUGACUAGUGGUAACUCCAAGAGGCGACAUGAUAAGAAAAGAAGGACUGUGCCCUUAAGUUUAAUUGGACAAGAUGACAGUCCUAGUGAGGCACUGCGAAAGGGACCUAAAGAAAAAUUAGUUUCAGAUUCGGUUGAGAACAGAAUUGCUCUUUUAAAGCGGUUGAAAACCAAGUCCAAUGGUCACCUAUUUGAUCGUCUGAAGAUGUGUACCGAUACUGAACCUCAAGAAAAGACGCCAAAAGUGCAGGAAUUGCGUCAAGGGACAGGAUCAGGGCUGGUUGAACCGACGACAGCGACAGAUGAGACAUCCACAAGUUCUGUGACUAAAGAAAAGGUGGUUUUGGGGAUUUCUCAGGGUUUAAAGAGUGAGGGCUAUUUAGGUCUGGUUAUGGAUUCUUCCGAUAGUUAUAUGCGUACAAUAAAUAUGAGGAGCAACCGUGUGCCAUCGCAAGAAGAAAUGAAAAGACUUAAUAUUGACUACAUACCUAACUUUUCCUCGAAUAAAACAAAUGCAAAUAACUUUAAAGCAAGAAAACUUGUUCCUAAUUUACAUGGUACUAUGGAAACAUCUAAUUGUGAAACCUCUCGAGGGUUCGAUCAAAUUCCAAGUUAUAAAAAGGUGUAUAUUAAUAAAGGCAGUUCCAAAUGUCCUGACUUAACGAAGCUGAAUAGUAAUGCUUUUGAAUCAGAGCCAGACACUGCUAGUACAUCUACUAGUCGCCACAUUUUUUCACGAUCUGCAAGUGCUAUUUCUUUACAUCGCUUUCUCUCAGGAUUUAGGUACGACCGUAAAAACAAUCAUAAUAACCAUAGUGCCACACUUAAGCAGUUAUAUGUCAAUAAGGGUAUAAAUCAUAUGGAUUCCGAUGGCUCCUCUUCAAAAUUUACCCAUCAUAAUAAUCAUAAUAAUAAUAAUAAUACCACAAUCUCCACCAACAACAUGAAUACCAUUAAUACUACAACUAAUAAUAACAGGUAUGCAAGGAUCGUGAAGCUGAAUCCAAACACUAAUCAUAUUCUAGAUACACCAAGUACGGUAUGCAGUACACCUGAACUUGACAGAUAUUCACCGGAUACGAACGGUCCUCCAGUUCCUCAGUUGAAGAGUACAAAGCUCCCAGAUUUAAGAACAGACAAGGGCGGCGCUGCGUUCCGGAAAGUAUCUAGAGCGCUUGAUUCAAAUAGAAAGCCCACAAGAAAUACAAACAUACAAACGACGCUAUGUGGUAGCUUCCAUGAUGACUGCGCAAUCCGUAACAAUAAACUAGAAAAAUACGGACGCUCUUUUAAUCACUCUUCUGAAUUAAAUUGCAUGAUUGACAGCCCAGCGAGUAAUUUCAGGAACGAUGAAACCUGCGAACACGCAAAGUUAAAAUCAGUUAACAAGCAAUGCAAACAUCAUGACCGUAAGAAUGAACAUGGAGCAGCAUAUGAAAAUAAGAAUACCAAAAAACCUUCCUUAACGACGGAUUCAGCUGAUUCUUGUGAAGCGCCAAAAUUGAAGCCUGGACGUAAAAGGAGAAAGUCGAAAUCAAAGUCGGAUAAUACUCAGCCCGUCGCUUCAAUAUUGAAAUCCUCAAACGGAGGAGGAGAUGUUACAUUUUCCAACCAACCUGCUGUCACAAAAAAAUCAAGGUCUUCUAGUCCUUCAAAAAGGUUUAGUCGCUGUGGUUUCUUGCAAUUAGCUCCAAUGCCGCCCCCAAAGCCUCUGAAGCCUCCAUCUCCAAAUGCGCGUUCCCCUCAUCUUAAUAAACCCAUGAGUGGCUCAACAUCACCCAAUCAAAAAACAUCAAACACUGACAUCUCCAAGUCUCGCGACACUGAAAGAGCUCGGGCAAGGAAACAUGUGACCGAGCAAAAAGCGUGUCACGGUAAGUCAAAAGAUUGCCAUGCCGUAAAUACUCAAUGUGAAGUCUGUGAAGAAAGGCAUGCCCAUGAUAUGGAAAUUUACCAAGCACAUCCAACUGAUGCCUACGUAAAUACAAGAUCCAACAAUAAAAAUGGUGUUCACAUAAACAUUGCGUCAGCGUCAUUGUCCCCAUCUCGAGCUUCUAUUACUGGUCCUAGUCCAUGUUUGUCAAACAGAUGCUCACCUUGUAGCUCAAAUCAGAAUGACGUAUUGCAAUUGUGCCCAAGUUCCAUUCUAGUAAAAGAGGAGGAUCCAAAUAGAAGCCCAAAUUCAGUAGAUAUUAAUACCAGAGAUCAGAAUGAAUUGGCAUUUUUACUGACAGCAAAAGGAGCAGAAAAACACGUCCAUAAUGUAAGCAGGAAAUGGAAAGCUAUUAAAAAAGCUAAAUUAAUUCGCCUGAUGGAGGAAUCACUGGCUAGUCAUAGUCCAAUAAUGUCACAUCCCAAUGUUAGUUCUUCAAAUAAUAUCUGUCAAGUUUCCAACUUUGAAGAUGUUGAUAUUAAAUAUUAUCAGAAAUUGCCAUCUCGACUGGAAUACCUGAAUUUAUACAAUUCGAACAAGGACCAUAGGGACAAUUCAUCUGAUGUGUCACCGAUAUCUGAUAUGUCAUCUACAGAUUAUCCUGUAGGCACAAACAAGAGAUUAGACCUAUCUCCAAGACGUAAAGCGUCCAAAAUAAUUCCGAACUUUGAUAAUUCGUAUCAAGUUCGUGACAGAAGGAAUGGCCUUGAUUCCAAUAAGAAGAGAAAACGCGAAGGCCCUAUUUCUUAUAAUAUAUCAAUGAAUCGAAAUGAUCCAAGUAUCUCUCCAGAAGGGAACCAAUCACCUGAUGAGGAAACCAGAAUACUGCAGAAUCAGGUUAAAGCUUUGGCCACUGAGAUUAUGGAUUAUGAAGUAAAUGUCGCAUCCUUACAUGGGAAGCUGGCAACGAAGCAGUCCGAUAUAGAUCAUUUAAACAAAUUGCAGCUGAAGUUACUGGACGAUCUCGAAAAGACCGCUAUAACUUCCAAAAAUAUUCAAGAAUUAAAGAAAGCAGGCCUAAGAAUGCAAGCAGCUGAUGAAUUCUCACUGCCAAAUUCCUCAGAAUCGUUUACAAAAGGAGACUUCCCUAAUGCGAAUAUAGCAAAACAAUUAUUGGAAAGCAACGAUAUUAUUAUUAAACUAAAUGAAGAACUUAAUUCUAUAAAAGAUAAUCCAAUUAGUAAAAAACAACAGCUGAUCAUGGAAUUAAAGAACAUGUACCAAAAACUUGAACUCAGAUCUCAGGAAAUGAAAGAAAUAUCAGACAAUGUCGAUGCGAAGUUAAAUGAGAUAAUUCAACGUGAGGAGGAUUUUAACAACAAUAUAGAGGACCACCCUAAAUUCAUAGAACUACGCGACACAUUUUUGACUUCUAAGGUUAAGUUAGAGUCUGAGUUACAAUAUUCGAAAUUGCAUUAUUGGAAUUUAAAAAACAAUUCAUCUCAAAUGAAAAGAAAACGGAACAGCAACGUAUCUUGUUGCAGGAGUAUCAACAGUUAUGUUCAAGGCAAAACAAUGCGGUUAUAUCUUUACAGACUGAAAGGUCUAUAA
Molecule: messenger RNA, 3528 nt
Organism: Eremothecium cymbalariae DBVPG#7215
Lineage: Eukaryota; Fungi; Ascomycota; Saccharomycetes; Saccharomycetales; Saccharomycetaceae
Exons: 1
Coding region: 1-3528 (1175 amino acids)
Source: RefSeq, a predicted model, not a curated record